CCAAGCGCGUACACGGUCUCUCCUUAUGCCGUUCCGUUACCGCUGCCUCUGCCGUUACCAGACGGAGAUUCGAGGAAUCGGAAUGCGGCGAACGGUAAAGGAUCGGAGGAGGCUAAUCGAGAUCCCGAUAGGUUUGUUCCUGAUCGCACCACCUCUGGUCCUCCUCUCACCAGCGUCAAUGGCGUUGCACGUGACUCGAGGAAUGGAGCGUUGGCUGUCCUUCUUUCCCAAAAGGUGUUGGCCGUCCUUCUUUUAGUGCAUUCUGAGUUCUUUUUCUUGAUUUGCAGUGAAAAUGGAGCGUUGUGUGCGAUGAAGGAAGUUGAGUUGUUUCCUGAUGAUCCCAAAUCUGCAGAGUGUAUAAAGCAAUUAAAUCAGGAAAUCAAACUUCUCACUAAUCUUCAGCAUCCAAACAUUCGAGUAUAUGAUCGUUUCUUUAUAUACCUGGAAUAUGUUCACCCGGGUUCUAUCAACAAAUAUAUCCAAGACCAUUGCGGCGGUACCAUGACCGAAUCUGUUGUUCGCAAUUUUACUCGUCAUAUCUUGUCCGGGCUGGCUUAUUUGCACAGCAAAAAGACAGUACAUAGGGAUAUCAAAGGUGCUAAUCUCCUUGUUGACACCUCUGGUGUUGUCAAGCUGGCUGACUUCGGCAUGGCUAAACAUCUUACUAGGCAAAGAGCUGAUCUCUCGUUAAAGGGAAGCCCGUACUGGAUGGCACCAGAGCUUAUGCAAGCCGUGAUGCAAAGAGAUAGCAACCCAUAUCUCGCUUUUGUUGUUGAUACAUGAUCGUUUGAAAGUUGAUUUAAUUGAAAAUGUAUGGCAAAAGUUUGGUAAUUUAGAUGAAUAAUCUUUGUAUAUUCAUGAAUGUAAAAGCUUUUUAAAAAUAUUAAAAAAUAUUUUAUUUUAUUUCUAAGAACUCCAUCUUCAGGUUCACUGAUGGAAGAACACAAUAGAUACAGGUUCAUCACUAUUCAUGACUUCACCAAAAAAAUAUUAAAAAAUUCCUAUGAACCCCAAGAAAGGGUUCACUAAUG
Messenger RNA from Brassica oleracea var. oleracea, 1031 nucleotides. RefSeq names its product mitogen-activated protein kinase kinase kinase YODA-like. The coding region runs from base 310 to 783 and encodes 157 amino acids. Gene Ontology annotation, biological process: protein phosphorylation. Lineage: Eukaryota; Viridiplantae; Streptophyta; Magnoliopsida; Brassicales; Brassicaceae. The transcript is spliced from 7 exons. Gene Ontology annotation, molecular function: protein kinase activity; ATP binding. The record is from RefSeq and is a predicted model, not a curated record.